Molecule: messenger RNA, 1407 nt
Organism: Colletotrichum navitas
Lineage: Eukaryota; Fungi; Ascomycota; Sordariomycetes; Glomerellales; Glomerellaceae
Product: short chain dehydrogenase
Exons: 6
Coding region: 219-1091 (290 amino acids)
Source: RefSeq, a predicted model, not a curated record
AAGAGGACGCAAAGGAUAAGUGUUGAAAAAGUUUGGGGCGAGUUAUCGCCAAGCUUCACACACCCCAAACUUUCCCCCGUCUUCUGCUGAGCCGCAGAGCCCGGGGUAACUAACGGCGCUUGCUUACCAUACCGGCCACUGCAACAACACAUAAGAUCGGCAUUCCUGCAGAGGUCCUGCGAGUCAGGUCCCACCUGCGGCGCUGGCUGGGAUAUCCGAUGACACUACAACAGCCAAGGUCCUUUUCGGUAAUCAACGAAGCUCUCAUUGAAGACUGUCUAAGCACGUUGCGUGCCAUCGAAAUGAGAAUGUCUCUCUUCUCUGGCGUUGCUGUCGUCACAGGCGGCGCUUCCGGUAUCGGCCGUCAGGUCGCCAUCUCAUUCGCCCGCGAGGGGUGCAAGCGCAUCGCCCUCCUUGAUAGGGACGAGGAUGGUGCCCUCGAGACCGCCCGCAUGUGCCGGGAGGCCAACGGCGAGACGCGCACCUAUGUCAUGGAGGUCGACAACCGCAACGAGGAGGAAGUAUGUGCGUGCAUGGAAAACGUGGUGGAGGAAUGGGGGCGCAUCGACUACGCUGUCAACUGUGCUGGAAUGUUCGGCCCACUGGCGCCGUCGCACCUCUUGACGGCAGCAGAGUUCGACGAGAUCACGACGAUCAACUACCGCGGGACCUGGCUGUGCUCCCGCGCCGAGCUGACGCACAUGAUCAAGCAGGAGCCGAUGACGACGCACGACGGCAGGCCAGGGAACAGAGGCGUCAUUGUCAACGUUGCGAGCAACCUAAGCUUGGUCAGCCGGUCGGAAACCCCGGCCUACAGUGCUUCUAAAGCAGCUGUGCUGAGCAUGACGAGAAGCGAUGCUGUUGAUUAUGCAAAGUACAACAUCCGUGUCAACUGCGUCUGCCCGGGGAUCAUUGACACUCCGAUGACCAGCGGGGUCACUCCGGACGAUCCCAUCAUCGCCGUGGCGCCGAUGAAGAGGAAGGGGACGCCGCAAGAAGUUGCCGACGCCGUCUUGUUCCUAUGCAGCUCCAAGGCGACCUUCAUCCAGGGUGCCUCGCUGUGCGUCGACGGAGGGUACGUGAUCAACUAGGUCCACUGGGCUCGUGUGUGUUAUGAGGGAAGCAAGUCCAAGAGGGAAUGGAGACCUAAACAGGUUUGUAUGGUAGAAAGUCAUUUGCGUUACAAAAGCAUGGGGAGUGCGGGGGUUCUCAGCAGAAGCUGCGUUCGCUGUUUCCGAAGUAAUCUAUCUGGAAGCUAAUAUUCUUAUGAAGAGGACCAUUAUGAAAUGGAGCAUGAAGCGUGGAUUUCUAAGCGAAUAUGUGUUUCUUGAAACUUGGACAGCACGACUUCGCUUGGUAUCACGGUUGGAUAGGUGAGACGCGAGCGUCUCUGUGUCCAGAUAUUCG